Messenger RNA from Adineta ricciae, 2979 nucleotides. NCBI's taxonomy places the organism in Eukaryota, Metazoa, Rotifera, Eurotatoria, Adinetida, Adinetidae. The record is from the annotation of a GenBank genome assembly.
AUGAGUUUCACAAGUCGAUUGAAAGCAACAGACUUCGAUCCGCUAUUAAUUGAUUACAAAGUUCAAUCUUCACUUGACAUGGCCUACUGUGCGUUACGUCAACGAAAUUUUAAAUUAGCACUGACGAAACUAAAUGAUACGCGUAAUCGUUUGGAUUUAUGUCAAAAUCCGUUGAUCAAAUCCAUCUACUGGAACGAAAUCUAUUGUGAUGCUCAUUUAAAGCGCCAUCAAUCCCAAUCGAAUUUGGCGAACUUGUUAUCAACGCUCGUUGCGAAAGAAUUGACAAAAUUGGAACUAAAAAUCAAUUCUAUGCCAGUUACUGACGAACAGAGUGCGACCUUGAACUCGACAUAUAUACAGUUAAAUGCUCAAUUUUGUCGAACUAUAAUUGAUUAUCUAUUAGAACAACCGAAAGCUUAUAGUGACUAUGAGCAUGAUGAGAAGAUCUCUCAAGCCAAGCAUCGGCAAUUAGAAAUGUAUGUCUAUGGUUUAGACGAUCAAAAUAAUACAAUGCAGAAAGCCGACUCGCUGAUCAAAGAAUUAUUUCACAAAGGUGUAAACAUCUUGAAGAGUAAUAUUGAAAAACAAGAAACGAAUCGUACAGGAAAAGAAACUGUACUUAGUCGUGAUUAUAAUGAAUUAGCGAAAUUUUGCGAUGAUUAUCUUCGUCGAUAUGAAAACAAUGAAGAUGAUACACAGCAUCCUAUGCGUCAUUUAUUUGCUGGUCAUAAUGGUAAACAAAUAGCGGAAUUGAUUAUUCAUUCAGUCUUAUCAUCAAUGAAAUAUGGCUCGAAUGAAGGUGUCAAACGUUUCUCCCGUAUACUACAAAUAGUUGAAUUGUAUCCGAACACUUUGGAAUCGAUCGCCAACCGUUUACAAGAAAUUCCAUGCUGGAUGUUCUUCGAUUGUUUGUAUCAAAUUACAGCACACCUAGAUAAACCCAUUGCUUUAAAACUGUAUCCAUUAAUUGACCAAAUAGUAAAAUCCUAUCCGCAAUCGAUUGUUUAUCCGUUUAAACUAAGUUAUGAGACUUUGCAAUACUCAAUUGCUGAUCCGACAUUAAAGCGUAAUCUUGAAAUUAUUCGUCACAAAGUAGAUCGGCAAACUCCACUUGUCAAUGAAUUUAUUCAAGCAUUGAAUCAACUAAAUCCUCAACAACAGCUUGAGAGUUGGUGCAAAGAACUAUAUCAAUUGCUGACCAAUGAUCUUCAAACACGGGAUAUCGAGAAACUUAAGACUCAUCUGAAGAAAUUCAAAGAUGUUCUCUUUUCCGAUGCGAUCAGUAUCGAUGAAACGAAUGAAGAACACGCGAGCACUACGAUGACAUCGCAAGACAGUGUGUUCAAUGACGGAACAGAUCAUCGUUUGUCAAAGACUCGUUUAACAUCCAUACGGUGUCAGUUCAAAAAUUCUGUAGAAAAAGAUCUCGACACAUUGUUUGGUAAACAAGGUGAAUUAUUUUCUACUGUUCUCUUAACCGAUGUGAAAAUAGUGCUAUCGUCAAUUAGCACAAAAUUAAAAUCAAUAUCCCAAGACAAAUCUAAUAUAAACGAUUAUUCCACAUGGUUUUCGUUAACAUUUCGACAACAACAUCGAGCUCUCGGUACACCAUCGACGCGUGAAAUCGAAAUACCCGGACAAUAUACAAGCAAAAAGAAACCACUAUUGGAGCAUCAUAUCAAAAUUGUUGGUUUCGAUGAGAAAAUCUUAGUUCUUCAUUCGUUAAGAUUACCGAAACGUUUAAUCAUACGUGGACAUGACGAAAAUGAUUAUCGAUUUCUUGUCAAAGGAGGCGAAGACAUACGACAAGAUCAACGUAUUCAAGCACUGUUCACUAUUAUGAAUGAUCUCUACGAUAAUGAUCCAAAUUGUAAUCAAUCAAAUGCAUCACAUGUUUGCAUACGAACGUAUAAAGUUAUUCCAAUGUCAUCGAAAUUGGGAAUGAUUGAAUGGCUGGAUAACACACGUCCUUUGAAAGAACUGAUUGAUGAAUGUUAUACAAAGGCUGAACAAGAUGUUAUUUCUCAAGGUCAACACCCAAGAAAGCUCUUUCAAGAUUAUGUGACUGGUGCAUAUCAAAGAGCGAAACCAACUGCGAAAUCAACAAGUAACACUCUAAUGUAUGCAGAACUAUUCGUUUCUCUGACAAAGAAUGAAGUUCGUGAAGAAUUCAAUAAAGUUCAAGCAGUUAUUCCCAGUGAUUUACUCCGACGUGCCUAUUACAAGAUGGCUAAUUCACAUGAAGGAUUCUAUACAUUACGUCAACAGUUUAUAACCAGUUAUGCCAUUUUGUGUACAAGUCACUACAUAUUAGGCAUUGGUGAUCGACAUCAAUCAAAUUUUUUGAUCGAUACAACAUCAGGACAAGUUAUUGGCAUUGAUUUUGGUUCUGCAUUCAAUGCUGCAACGAUUCAUUUACCUGUUCCUGAACUCAUACCAAUUCGUUUAACUCGACAGUUGACCGAACUCAUGUCACCAGUGGGUACAGCUGGUCUUUUUCGUGCGACAAUGGUCCAUACGAUGAAUGCAUUACGCGAGAAUUCCGAUUUAUUAUUAAGUACCAUGAAUGUCUUUAUUAAAGAACCUCUAAUGGAAUGGGUGGAACAUGCGCUGAAAACGAGUAAACAAGUAUCACAGAGCGAAUCAAGUCCGAUUCGUUCGGACGAUGCCUAUGCAAAAGAUCGUAUUCGAAGUGCUCGUUUAAAACUGAAUGGAAUCAAUCCAGCUGUGAUUACUGCUGUGGAUCUUAAAUUGAAUAAUUAUCUUCGUCCAGCAGCUUUGAAAGACGCACUUCGCCAUAUGGAAAAAGUUGUCGGUGGCGAUCAAACUGAGAACAAGCGUGCACAAAUUUUGGUACGAUACGGGUCAAAUCGAUAUCAUCAGUUAACGGUCGAUGAACAAGUCGACUGUAUUAUCGAUCAAGCAACUGACAUCGAUAUUCUUGCCCGAUCAUGGGCUGGCUUGGAAACAUUUAUGUAA